Emericellopsis cladophorae is the source of this 1116-nucleotide messenger RNA. RefSeq lists its product as uncharacterized. The transcript has 2 exons. Bases 1 to 1116 code for a protein of 371 amino acids. Gene Ontology annotation, molecular function: protein binding. NCBI's taxonomy places the organism in Eukaryota, Fungi, Ascomycota, Sordariomycetes, Hypocreales, Bionectriaceae. The record is from RefSeq and is a predicted model, not a curated record.
AUGAGGCGUCAGGCAAUCUACAUCAGUACCAAUGAAGAAGAGAACAUGGUACUUUCCGUCCCUAUUGACGAGCAAGGUAUGCUUGGAGAAGGUUCGACGACUGCGACCGGCGGCGCUGGCGCAGUCAGUAUCGAUGGAUCCACGGACGAACCGGCUGGCGUUGACCCUCUGGUCUCCCAAUCUGCUCUGACCGUUGCAGGCAUGAAUAUCUUCGCUGUCAACGCGGGAUCCAACACAGUCUCCAUGUUCUCCAUUGACAAAGCCGACCCCACGAAGCUGACCCUGAUCGGCCAGCCCGUCGAGGUGCCAGGCGAGUUCCCCAACACCGUGGCGGCCUCAAUGAAGAACCGUCUUGUAUGUGUCGGGGCGACCGGUGCCACGGCCGGUGUGUCUUGUGCCCACUUCGACCGGAAGAACGGCAUUGGAGCUAUGGAUGCUCCACGUCCGUUCGAUCUUGGACAAACGACGCCGCCUGUUGGCCCCACAAACACCGUCUCGCACGUCUUCUUCUCCGAAGACGAGAGCACUCUCUUCACCACCGUCAAAGGUGACCCGCCGGCGAACAAUACUGGCUUUUUGGCUGCCUUUCCUGUUCAUCCAUCAUGCCGUGGCGGCACUGUUGGCCUGCAAGGUGUCAUGUCUUCCCCAGACGACACACUUGUUCUCUUUGGCUCCACCGCCAUUCCCGGAUCAACCGACAUCUUCGUUACCGACGCCUCUUUCGGCGCCACUGUUCUGUCGAUCGGCACUGACAUGCAGGCUACCACCAAAGGACGCAGUGCUGUAGAUGGUCAAUCCGCGACGUGCUGGGCUACCAUCUCACCGGCCAGCAAAACCGCUUUUGUGACGGAUGUUGGUGUGAACCGCAUUGUCGAGAUGUCCAUCGAGGACGCUUCUAUCCUCAACGAGAUUGACCUAAGCGCCAACGGCCAACCUGGCAUGAUUGAUCUCACGGCCGUCGGUCAGAUGAUCUACGCCCUCGCUCCCGGCAACAGCGGAAAAGAGCCAACGAUCGUGGUAGUCAAUGCAGUUACCCGGGAGAUGGUGCAGGAGAAAGCGCUGGGAAAAAUGGGGGCGACCAAUAGGGUGCAAGGAUUAGCUGCGCUAAGGGUAUAA